Messenger RNA from Motacilla alba alba, 2297 nucleotides. RefSeq names its product cyclin dependent kinase like 2 (gene CDKL2). The transcript has 13 exons. Gene Ontology annotation, cellular component: nucleus. The record is from RefSeq and is a predicted model, not a curated record. Gene Ontology annotation, molecular function: cyclin-dependent protein serine/threonine kinase activity; ATP binding. Gene Ontology annotation, biological process: protein phosphorylation. The coding region runs from base 143 to 1795 and encodes 550 amino acids. Lineage: Eukaryota; Metazoa; Chordata; Aves; Passeriformes; Motacillidae.
CGGCCGCGCUUUGCGGCGGGCCGUUGCCGCGGUAACGCGGUUGGGCCGGGCGCGGGCGGCGGCCGCGGUGCCUCCAUCCCGGUGCUGUUCCCGCAUCCCGGCCCGCUCCCUGCCGCAGGGCCCGGGCCCUCCCGCCGCCGCCAUGGACAAGUACCAGGUGCUGGGGCUGGUGGGGGAAGGCAGCUACGGCAUGGUGACCAAGUGCAGGAACAGGGAGAGCGGGCAGAUCGUGGCCGUCAAGAAGUUCCUGGAGAGCGACGACGACGCGGCGGUGAGGAAGAUCGCCCUGAGGGAAAUCAAACUGCUCAAGCAACUGAGGCACGAGAAUCUGGUGAACCUGCUGGAUGUGUGCAAGAGGAAGAAGCGGUGGUACCUGGUGUUUGAGUUUGUGGAUCACACGGUGCUCGAUGACCUCAACGACUCUCCCAACGGGCUGGACUGCGAGAGGGUUCGGAAAUACUUGUUUCAGAUUAUGAGAGCAAUUGCCUUUUGUCACAGCCAUAACAUAAUCCAUCGGGAUAUUAAGCCAGAGAACAUACUGGUUUCCCAGUCAGGAGUUGUGAAACUCUGCGACUUCGGGUUUGCCCGGCCCUUGGCCGCUUCUGGGGAAGUUUACACGGACUACGUGGCGACGCGCUGGUACAGAGCCCCGGAGCUGCUGGUGGGGGACAGCAAAUACGGCAGGCCUGUGGACGUGUGGGCUGUUGGCUCCCUGAUAACAGAAAUGCUUACAGGAGAGGCCCUUUUCCCUGGAGACUCAGACAUUGACCAGCUCUACCAUAUCACCAAGUGCCUGGGUAACUUGAUUCCAAGACAACAGGAGUUAUUCUAUAAAAACCCCCUCUUUGCUGGCAUGAAGUUGCCCGAGGUGAAGGAGCUGGAAUCUCUGGAGAAGCGCUAUCCCAAGCUCCCUCGUGACAUGCUGGAUUUAGCCAGGGAGUGCUUGCAGAUCGACCCAGACAAGAGACCGUCCUGCGCCGAACUCCUGAAGGGCGAUUUCUUCAACAAGGACGGCUUUGCUGAAAGAUUUACUCAGGAGCUUAAACAAAUAAUCCAGAAAGAUGCCAGAGACCAUCAGUUCAAAAAAAAAUCUAAAAUCAGUAAAAGGGACAAAGAUGAUGCUUCAGAAGAAAGAAAAACCAUCAGCGUCCAGGAUUUCAGCAUAGGCCCAAGGAGCAAAGAUGGAAAGCUGAUAAAGACCAAGCCCUCUAAAGCUGAUGCAGAGAAAGCAGAUCGAUCCUCCAAGCUGAGCUUCCUCUACGACAACGCAAUGCACCCAUUUAAGUUCAGCCCUCAGACCAACCUGAAAGAUUCCAGCAGCAUCCUGGACUACGCCAAGAACCCGGGCACAUUCAUCCCUCCCAUCAACCAGAACUUCUCUCCUACAUUUGGGAUGGGCUCUGGGCCUGGGAGCCUUAAUUACAGACUUGAUGAAAAGAGUAAAAAAUACCUGAACCCCUUGCUAAAGGCACGGAAGCCUUCUCCAGUGGGGCGUUGCAGUGUCAGCCUGACACCGGUUACUAAUGAAAAACCCAUCCUUCAGGCAAGUAAGAAAAAAUUGGAAUUCCUCAAGACAAAUGUGCGUUUGCCAGAACUCAAUCACCUCCCCGAGCUGAGGGGAGCAGAAGCUCAGCAUCCCAGAUUUCUGAAAAAGGAAAAUAGAACGUUUGCAGAGUCCCGAGUCCCCUCCCUCGCUGCUAUCGACCUUCAUAACUCAAGUCUGCCUUCACAGCAGCUGUCAGGGACCUUGAUGCCGGAUGCAUCAGAAGCCAACUUCCCCAGGGUCGAGCACUAGCCCUGGGGAGAUGGUCACACCUGCCUGUGAAAGGUGACUGAACAGUGGGAGCAAUCCAUCUGAGUUUCCAGGGGCUAAAGCUGCCAGGUGUCUGCAGGGGAGAGGAGGAUCCCUUAAUCCUGUUGGUGCAGCAGACUGCCACGGAAGUGGCUCGGGUCCAGGCCAAGGAUGGAGCUUGCACUGCCAUUGCUGCUGGAUUUCUUGCAUGCAAAAAGCCCCUGGAAUGUUGACUUCUGGCUUAGGGCCAGGUCUUGUCUGAGAAGAGUAGUGGUCAUUGGUGUGUGACAAGGGCAGGAGCUGCUUUGGAGGACUCUGAAGGAAGCUGGGCUUUCUUUUGUCCAGCUGCUGCCCGCCUGAGGGGUUUGUUUUUCAGUGAAUCGUGACGAAAGCAGCUGUCAAAAUUCUCAUAUUUCAGUGGGCUGCCUGAUCUGGAUUGAAAAGCACCUUUGCCUUGACAGUGAAGAAAAGGUCUGUGCAAGACAUAGAAUAUCUAAAUGUGCAA